AUGGUGAAAUCGUCUAGCCUAUCUGUCAGCUCGCUCGAUCAGCCGUAUCGACGGUCCGUGUCGUUCGAUCUCGGAGACGACGACGAGCCCGCGGGCUGCGUCCGAAGCGCGUCGAACCCCUCGCUGCUGAACGUGAGGGGUGGAACCGGCGCAGACGCGGGAAGGGCGGGGGGAAAGGCGGGGAUUGCGGGACGCCCCGAGGAUGAUGUGGGGGAUGAUAGCUCCAGUAUAGACAGUCUCGAUUGGGAAGGGGAGGAGGAGGACGUGGGCGGAAGGGAGCCGGAGCAGGAGAAGCGCGGGCGGCUCUCUCACGCGGGGCUGACUCCGCGGGACUCCCCCGCGCAACCCUCCCUUCCGCGCAACCGCUUUCCGCAACACCUCGACGCGCCCCGCGCUGCUGGUUCCAGCCGCGGGGGAGGCGAUGGCGCGACUGCGCCAGGCGGUGCCCGCGGCGCCGCGCACCGGCGGUCGCUCUCCUCCCCCGCGCACGACCUUGCGCCGCUCCCCCUCAGCUCCGCGUCGGGGGAAGCGGUAGUGGCGGGAACAGUGCUGGCUCCCCGUAGGCAGGCUAGGCAUUCCGAUUACAGCGACGAGAGUGAAAAUAGCGAGGGUGACGGUGAUGGGGAGGGGGGUCAGGGGCGGGGCAGGUCUGCUGGUGCAGGUGCAUCAGCGGGGGGGAAAAGCAGGGGGUUGCCUGGUGAGGGGAGGGGAGACAGGGGAGGGCGAGUGGCGGGAAGGGGCGGGGCAAGGGGAGGAACGAUCAGCGACGGCAGCCGAGGGGAGGGGCGAGGGCUCGAGCAGUCGGUUAGGCAUCCCGUGAAAGCGGGGGAAAGGCGAGGGGGAGGGGGGGUUGGCGGAGAAGCGGGAGAGGGGGGCGUUGUGGCUGUUGGGGGGAGCGGGGGGGCGAUGGGGCAGCCGUUUGUGAUGCAGUUUAAGGUUGCUGGGGUGCUGAGUGGGGAGGAGGACGAGGAGGAGGAUGAGGGAGAGGACUUGAGUGAUUCUGAAAUUGAAAGGGGAGGAGAGAGCGGAGUGGGGAUAAGAAACGCUGCGGAGAGAGGAGCGGGCGCGCGGGCACGGGGAGGAGCGCCUGUGAAAGCAGCGGUGAGGAUGGGGGGGUUGGGGGUGGCGGGGAGGGAAGGGGCGGGGAGUGCAGCGCACGCAGAGGGGUGGAGCGCGCGGGAGGAGCGGGCGCGGGUGCUGGCAAGUGACAGUGAGGAUGCGAGUGACGAAGAGAUGGGAAGAGGUGGGAGAGUGAGAGGGAGUGGGAGGGAGAGUGAGAGGAGGGGCGCUGUAGGCAUAGAUUGGGACAGGAACCGUGGGAUGGGCAGUGCCAGUGAUGCUGGCAGUGGUGCUGGCAGUGGUGCUGGCAGUGGUGCUGGCAGUUCUACUGGUGUUUCCGGUGCUGCUGGUGCUGGCAUUGCUGGCGGUGCUGCCGGCGCUGGUGGGUUCUGCAGUGAUUUGAGUGACAGCGAGGAGGAGGAAGAGGAGGAGCUGCUGCAGCUGGCACGGGAACGGCAGCAGCUGCUGCAGGCGAAGCUCGGGCAGCAGAACCCCCCGGCUUUGCACGCGAACGGGCAGCCCGAAAAAAAGGUUGGGGGUGGCCGGCAGGGAGUAGCAGGCAGGGAAAGGGACGGGGAGGGAACAUGGAGCGAGGGGAAAAGCCGGGCGAAAGUGACAAGUGCAGAAGGGGGGAGAGGAUUGGAGGAGGAUGAUGAUGGAUUGGAGCGGGAGUGGGAGUGGGAAUGGUCCCGAGUGAGGCAGAACCAACGAGUCUCUGAGCUUAAGGCUGCCCCACAAGGGGUUUUCUUUAAGAGUGCUUCUGUUGGCGGUGCUGCUGCUGUGGUCAGCAGACCAGCAAAAGGUGCAGCAGAGGCAGAGGGAGAGGAGGACGAGGUGGAGGAGGAGGAUGAGGGGGAGUGGGGGGAGAGUCCUGAGCAUGCACCCAGGGCGCAUUCGCUGCCGCGUGUGGGUGGGUCGGCAGAUCCCCGGCUUCUUGGGUUCGUGAAGUCGCAAUCUUUGUCCACUAGCAGCCGCCCGACCACUGCUGACUCAGCAGCGGUUACCAGACGGAGCCGGUACCUCAGGGGAGCAGCAGAGGGGCAGCAGCAGCAGCAGCAGCAGAGACCUCCACCUUGGAGGCAACCCCAUGGGAUGGGCAGAGAGAGGGAGGGGGGGGAGGGGCAGGGGCGCGCAGUGGGGCGAGACGCGGGGAGGGACGGGGGGAGGGAGGUAGGGAGGGAGGGUGACGCAGGAGCAGCAGUGCGACAGGGAGCAACAGCAGCAUCAGCAGGGGGCAGAAGGGCAGUGGGAGGGGAAGGAAUAGCAGCGGGCGAGGGUGGGGGAAAAGUGGGGGCUGUUCGGUCUCGUGCAGUGCAGCAACUGCGAACAGAGGGAGGGGGGGAAGGGGUCAGGGGCGGGGGAGGGGGAGGGGGAGGGGGAGGGGGAGGGGGAGGGGGAGGGGGAGGGGGAGGGGGAGGGGGAGGCGGAAGGGGGAGGCACAGGAGAACAAGCUCUGACCCACAGAUAGGGGCAGCGGUGCUGGCACGGAGAGGACAGAGUGUGGGGAGGAGUGGGCUGGCUGGUAGCCGAGCAGGGGAGAGGGUAGCGAGGUUCUAUAUCUACCGGUAG
This is a messenger RNA of Closterium sp. Naga37s-1, 2628 nucleotides long. The record is from the annotation of a GenBank genome assembly. Lineage: Eukaryota; Viridiplantae; Streptophyta; Zygnematophyceae; Desmidiales; Closteriaceae.